AUGUCUUCGGCAACGAAUGCAACGAACCAACUUCUUCCAUUAGAGCUAAUUGACAAAUGUAUUGGCUCAAAGAUUUGGGUCAUUAUGAAAAGUGAAAAGGAAUUUACUGGCACUUUACUGGGUUUCGACGACUAUGUCAAUAUGGUACUCGAAGAUGUAACAGAAUACGAAAAUACGCCGGAAGGUCGUAAAACAACCCAUCUAGAACAGAUUCUAUUGAAUGGAAACAAUAUUACUAUGCUUAUUCCCGGUGGUGAAGGUCCUGAUUAA
Messenger RNA from Dentiscutata heterogama, 270 nucleotides. NCBI's taxonomy places the organism in Eukaryota, Fungi, Glomeromycota, Glomeromycetes, Diversisporales, Gigasporaceae. The record is from the annotation of a GenBank genome assembly.